Molecule: messenger RNA, 3276 nt
Organism: Lytechinus pictus (painted urchin)
Lineage: Eukaryota; Metazoa; Echinodermata; Echinoidea; Temnopleuroida; Toxopneustidae
Product: cytochrome P450 2J2-like
Exons: 4
Coding region: 107-1555 (482 amino acids)
Biological process (GO): xenobiotic metabolic process
Cellular component (GO): cytoplasm; intracellular membrane-bounded organelle
Molecular function (GO): heme binding; iron ion binding; oxidoreductase activity, acting on paired donors, with incorporation or reduction of molecular oxygen, reduced flavin or flavoprotein as one donor, and incorporation of one atom of oxygen
Source: RefSeq, a predicted model, not a curated record
UAAGGCCAGUCAGCUUCUCAUUGGUAAGUGUGGUUAUACAACAGUACACCGUUUUCAAUAAAGUCUACACAUUUUCAUAUUUUAUCUCGUUGGAUAAGAAAAGAAAAUGUUUUUGAUAUCUUCUACAUCGAUAUUCCUCGGAAUUAUUGCCUUCCUUAUGUGCCUUUGGUUCGUUCGGCGUCCUAAAAACCUUCCUCCGGGGCCAUGGACACUGCCUUUGAUUGGAUACCGAUACAAAGACGGUCUGGUUCAUGAAAGUUACGCGGCGUUAGCAAAGAAGUAUGGGCCGAUUUUCAGCGUUCGACGAGGAAUGUUUCUCGUCGUGGUCUUGAAUGACAAGGACAGCGUAAAACAGGCGCUUGUUAAGGCGGGAGAGUUCUUUUCACAUCGAUUUGUACCGGGGCCCGUCAACUGGACCAUACCGGACGAUAAGAAAACAGCAUCCAUUGUUUGGAGUAAUGGAAAGCCAUGGGAUGAUCAACGGAAAUUUUCUCUUCCGGCUCUUCGCUCCUUUGGCUUUGGUAAGAGGAGUCUUGUUCCUCAAAUCAACCUUGAGGCCCGUUGUCUUGCAGAGGAAAUCAGGAGUCAUCGGGGUCAGCCCUUCGAUCCAGCGGAUUUACUGAAUAAAGCAAGUGGUAACGUUAUAGCUCAACUUGUCUUUGGUCGCCGAUAUGAAUAUGGAGACGUCGAGUUUGUUAGAAUUCUUCGAAUGAUGAAAGAUAUCUUGGCCCUCAUUCGCGAUGAUGAACUAGUAAAUGUGUUCGAACCGCUCAUUCAUACACCGCGGUAUAAAGCAUUCCGGGAAAAGUUUUACAAUCUAAUGGGCUUCUCUAGGUCUCUCCUUAAGGCCCACCGAGAAACUUUCCAAGAUGAUCACAUCAGGGACUUCGUGGACGCAUUCUUUGCUGACGAAAUCUCCCAAAACUAUACCUUGGAUCAUUUCGCUAGGAUUGUGUUGGACUUAUUCACUGCUGGUACAGAUACCACGUCGGUGACUACUUUAUGGGGGAUGCUUUAUUUAGCGCUUCAUCCAGAUAUACAGACGAGGGUACAAAAUGAGUUAGAUGCAGUUGUCGGGCAUGGCCGCCAACCGAAUAUGGAUGAUCGCGCAAAUCUUCCGUACUGCCACGCCACUCUGAUGGAGAUCAUGCGAAUCAGACCUGUCCUCCCAGUAUCCCUCCCUCACAUGACGUCAGCAGAUGUCACUCUUGGACCUUACACCAUUCCUAAGGGGACCAUCGUUAUCCCUAACCUGUGGGCUGUCCAUCAUGAUCCUAAAGACUGGUGUGAUCCACAUGUAUUCAACCCUGAUAGAUUUCUGAGUGCCGAUGGUCAGACGGUCGUCAAGAAUGAGGCUUGGAUGCCAUUUAGCGCAGGUCGCCGUGAUUGUCUAGGUCAACAGCUUGCUAAGAUGGAGGCAUUUCUACUCUUCACCAACCUCUUCCAGCAGUUCGAAUUCAAACUUCCUCCUGAUCAACCAACCCACACCAUGCGAGGACAGUCUGGACUUACAAUGCCACCAGAAAGUUAUAGGAUCUGUGCCUUUGAACGAUGAACACAACGGAUUUAGCAUGCAGAUACUCUUAAAUUUUGUAAUUUUCUUCACCACCUAAGCACAGGAAAAAGAGUAAUAAAAAUGCGAUGUAAAUCGGAACAUUCUAAAUACACUUUGUACUUAUGAACAGAACACAGUCAUAUCUCACUAUACAAUGCGAAUGCGAUGUGCAAGUUAAAGAAAAAAAAACAGUCCUGAAAUAUUGAUGUUUCAAGAACUGUUAGUGGGAUCCAUGGAGGGGAUACUUAACUCACUAAUCACACAAUGCGAGUGCGUAGCGCGAGCUGAAUUCAGCACUUUUUUGUAAUCCUAAACAGGAUGCCUAUCUCGCUAAACAAAUUGAAGAAAAGUCAAAUCACGAGCAGAAUAUUUUUGGUAUAUUAUCAUGAUCUUGAAAAUGGGAUAUCUUCAGCACCAUGCAAUCCAUUUAGACAGCACAUGUAGUCAAAUCUAUAUAACCAGGCAAUGCGAGUGCGAAACGCGAGCAAAAUUUUAGAUUGUAACUUUUAGGUUUUUUUAUAUAUUUUUUUUUCAAUUAUUCCCCACCCCUUAUUUCACUCUCUUUUCUUCCUCCUGUUAUCUUUCUACUUUUUUUUCUGAUCUCCUCUGUAAGAUUAUCACCUUUUCUUUUGAAUUAUUUUUUACCUGUAACCAAGUUCACAUUCUCUUUCCUUCUCUAUUAAGCCAUGAAGAACUGCAAUAACAAUUAUAAUGCAAGUGAGAAUAAAGGAGGGCUGAGUGAAUAUGAAUGUGAAUAAGUGAGAUUGUAGUGCCUUGGCGUAUGGGAGUGAGAGGCCUGUUGGUUUAUAAUGACACUCUAGCUAAUUUGAUGGUGGCAAGCACAGCCAUUUGCUGGCUAGUAGGCUACACUUUUCACCACUCUAAAAUUAAAGUAAUUGCAAGUAGCGUAUUAUUUCUGUAUCUUAAGAUUAUAAGAGUAUAGAUUAUAUAGGGAAAAAAACUGUGCGAAGAUCGCUUCCUGAAGGACGGUUGAGUCCUCACUUACGCUAAAGCCAGUUUAACAAGGCAAAGCGAUUUGAAAACAACAUCGCGAGGAGGUGGUUUUCCAAACCGGUUUGGAGCAUCGCUUCCAAUACCGCUUCGACCGUUCUCAUUACACGUUAAACUAGUUUCCACUAAACUAGUUUUAGGACGGUAAUGAGAACGGGGUCUAUCAUUUAUAGUCUUGGGUUGGAAGGUAAGUUCAUAAUGCACCAUACCGAAGACUGUCUUUGGUCAUAUUUUACACGUCACACAGCAUGCCGUGCGCAUGGUCAGAUAAUCCGAUCCCACUAGAUCAUGAGCACUACCCUCCCUUGAUCUCUUUUUAUAUUAUAAAUUUUAAUUUAGCUUCAUUCAUCAUUCAGCUAUGGUAUAUGAAUGUUUUGCAAAACUAUUAAAACAUGACUUUGUGAAUUUCUAUUGGUUAUAAAUGACUAAUGUUUAUACUUUGUUGUGAAUAGUUAUCAGCCUGUAUGCCAAAAUACUGUGUUUUUUGUAUAAUUUUAUGUAUUAUGAAUAAUUAUAUUUGUCUUUAUGAAGAGUGUUUUGUUUGAUUUAUAUUGUAACAUUUUGCAAUGUGCCAUUACUUAUACGGUUUUAACCAAAUGAAUUUGAUAAUUACUAUUACAUAAAUAAAAAACACCAGUAUAUAUCCAGAAAAAAAUUGAUGAAUUUAUGAUAAUACAUAAAACAAUAGAAAUUGACAACACAGAAAUACC